AUGGCUGUUGGAAUUACUGGAGUGCUCCUUUUGGCUUUAUUUCUGUUCGUAGCGACCUUUGCCAUUGGAUGGUUACCGUCGUACUACGUAGGCAAUGGUGUGGCCAAGCAAGACAAUUAUAUAGCUAUACUGUCUCAGUUUGGGGUUGGAAUGCUACUGGGUACUUCAUUCAUGCUAGUGAUACCAGAAGGUGUUACUGCUUGCACGGAACACGGUGGAAACGUAGGACUGAACUUGCUUAUUGGGUUUCUGGUGGUUUAUAUCCUUGAUAGAAUAGUCCAAAUAUUGAUGAGUAAUUCAACAGGAUAUAAUUCAGUCCAGCAAGGUGAAACGACAGAACUAGCUAGCUUUAAGGAUGUUUUAAAGAACCCUAAAAGAAUGAUUACCGCGAUACUUAAGAAUAAUGUUGUCUUUGCACUUGUUGUGCAUGGGCUCUCCGAUGGGAUCGCCCUGGGUACCACAACGAACAAUGAAUCUCUUUUAAUUGUGGUCCUUAUUGCGAUUGUGAUUCACAAGAUACCGGCUGUCCUGUCCCUGACAAGCUUGAUGAUCUCAAAACAGCGUCUGCCGAAAUGGGAAGUCCUGUCGAAUCUCUUCGCCUUUGCACUUUCUACACCCUUGGGCUAUAUUGUAGUAUCGGCUUUCAACUUAAGACAUUCGGAGACUAUGGACUGGUUUAGCGGUAAUUUAUUGCUUAUGAGCGGAGGGAGUCUUCUAUACGCCUCCUUCACCGCUUUCACAAGUGGAGAUUCGCACGAUCAUAGUUCUAUGGAGGACAAUGUCGAAGGUGGGUACUUCAGAGAGGGCAGUAAUUUUGUAAUGGUCGAACAACCGAUUCUUGAAGAAGGCAACACGACCACUAACAAAAAUAAUAAUCUGAACGUUGACUUCGCGAACGUUACAGCAGUCACACCUCCAUUGCCGAAUACCAAACCUGAUGAAAAGCUAAGCUCGUCUCAAGAAUUGAUGUACGUUCUGCUGGGAGUUGCUGUUCCCACCGCGAUAUCAUUUUUCAUUACUGAAGGUUAA
Torulaspora delbrueckii is the source of this 1029-nucleotide messenger RNA. RefSeq names its product Mn(2+) transporter ATX2 (gene ATX2). The transcript has a single exon. Gene Ontology annotation, molecular function: metal ion transmembrane transporter activity. The coding region runs from base 1 to 1029 and encodes 342 amino acids. Gene Ontology annotation, cellular component: membrane. NCBI's taxonomy places the organism in Eukaryota, Fungi, Ascomycota, Saccharomycetes, Saccharomycetales, Saccharomycetaceae. The record is from RefSeq and is a predicted model, not a curated record. Gene Ontology annotation, biological process: transmembrane transport; zinc ion transport.